AUGGGUGCCCUUCCACCAGCUCCUAGUCAAUGGCAAGGCGCCGAAGAUGGUAUGAAGAACUGGCUAGCCGCAAAGGCUGAAGAGGAGAAGAGGAGACAAGAGGAGGAGAAAACGCGACAAGAGGACCUCAGGGUUCAACAACGUCAAAUUGAGCAGUCUAUGCUUCGGGAGUCGCUUCAAGGCGGUGUGCCGCCACACCUAAUUCCUAUGAUCUUCGCAGGUAUGGCAGGAGGGAGUCUUGCGAGCAUCAGUGCCGACUUACUUCGGGAACACCAGCUCGACCUUCAAGCUGCGCAGCGGCAGGCGCAGGCGCAAGCACAAUCUCAACUGUCCCCAGAGCUUCGUCGGGAAACGAGGUUAAUCGGCCAGGCACCAUCUGGAGCUUAUGGAGUACAGUCGCAGACUCCACAGACCGUAUUGCCACCUACCGCAGUUCUACCGGGCCAGCCUCUACCGUCACAACCGCAGCAUGCGGCGUUCUCUCAAUCCCCGUACGCUGCAGGAAGCAUGUCUCCUCGAGCGAGAGCUGCCCAACCACCUCAUGUCGGUGCACCCACCUCCGCUCCCCGCCCUCCUCCACAAUCGCAGCUACCCAGGCUGACUACGAAUGAGCUUCAUAUUCAACAGCCACCAGCAGCACCUUCCAACGUACAACAACUCCAACAAAAUCAGACAACUCAGCAAGAGCAGCAGUCUUCCCCAUCAAUCUACUUCCACCACUGGGUCCCGCCCAAUUCGCAACAGGAGAAGCCAUCGAGUGGAAACCCACCUGCAACCCCUUCAGGUAAAUACAAAGCCUCGCCCAGCUCCCUUUCCCGUCAACGUGCCACCUCUCAUGCGUCUGACCCAGAUUACACCAGCUCCCCCAAGAAGCGUAAAGCGCAAGGCGGACACACCGCUCCACCCCCUCCAUCAACGGCGCCUCAAUCCUACACAUCGCCGGCGUUCUCGCACGUAUCAACAUCUUCCACAUCAACGCCAGGACGACGGGGGCACACCAGAGCCCGUUCUGAUGCAUCUACACGGGGGGCAGAAGGGCGCGGCGGUCCUUUGAGCCGUCGCGGGACUGUCUCGACACAUGCGCAUGCAGAAGCAGGUGCACAGCACAAUGAACCAACCGAAUUUCGAUUCCAGCCGCCAUUGCGUGGGCCCGAGGAGCACCAACAACGAGAGUCGGCAUAUAACACAACUCCGUUACGAACCGAAGGUGGCGGAAAUGGACAGCAUUCGCAAUCCACAUCAUCUGUGUCAUAUCAAGCUGAAACGCGGCAAGCCGGGCCACAACACCAACUAGAUCGGGGGUUCGCGUCGUCACCGAAACGGGAACCCGGAGGACAGUAG
Molecule: messenger RNA, 1341 nt
Organism: Didymosphaeria variabile
Lineage: Eukaryota; Fungi; Ascomycota; Dothideomycetes; Pleosporales; Didymosphaeriaceae
Exons: 1
Coding region: 1-1341 (446 amino acids)
Source: RefSeq, a predicted model, not a curated record